GAACGUUUCUUUUUUGGUUAAUAGCUCAGUGAAUUGGUGUGUGUAGUGACAAAACUGAUUCAAAAUGAAAUGGAAUUCAUCGUCAUUUUUGGAGAAUCGAACCUUCGACCAGCGUCUGGUCAAAGAAAAUCUCAUCGACAAGUGGAACAUCUACGGUGAUAUUUACAAAACUCGGACCGACUAUCGGCAAUUCUUAGAAUCUUAUCCAUGGAUAAAGCAAUAUGCGUCAACUGCCUCUGAAACCACAAUGGAUCCAAUCAAUGCUAUUCGGUCCGGAAUGCUAUACCAGGUGCCUCAUCAUCAUCCAUGGCCGGAUUCGAAUGCAUUGGGCGAAGCUCCCACAACGAGUCAAGUGUUGGACACAAAUUUCUGUAUCGUUUUUAAUUGGUGUCUAACAUUUUUAGAUCUCUCAAGGGAGCCAUUGCAAUUUCCCAACCUUGUGAAUGGUUUCGAUCGAAAUCCCGAGCAUGCGGCUCGGUCAGCAUUGUAUACGCGUUACACUCCAGCCGAAUGGCAUAAAUCCUGCAUGACACUCUACGGUGAAUCCGAUGUUAAUCGUCAACAAUCUGAACGGCUUCGUAACGAUGCCGUUCGUUUGAUGCGACAAACCGCAGAGAAAACGGUACAAGGGCAACGUGAGGCCGGAAGACGCUUGGGCGAACGAUUGACUGAUCUCACGUUUUGGCGCAAUGAAUUAAGCAUCGAAUUGGAAAAGGUCAUCGCUGAAUAUUCACUGUUGGCCGAUAUGAAACGACGCACGACUAAAGCAUUGGAAGAUCUUGAUCCACCGCUCAAAGUCACCGAAGAGUGUUUAUACUUUCGCGAAAAUCGACAAGGUGUUGAAAAAGUGCACGAUAUCGUGGAGAAAACUCUACUGAACGAAGUGAAGAAUAUCCGAAAUGCUCAGGAAAAUUUGAAGCAAUGCUUGGAGCAGAUCAAUAAAUUGCUAUCAGACUUGCGUGCAACCCAACAUUCGCUGGAAGAAGAUAUUAUUUACAAAGAAAAUACGCUUGGCAUCGAUACCAUAUGCCAUAAAUUGAACAAUUUCAGUCGCGGCAUCAAUUAUUACAGUGGCAUUGAAAAGUACGAUCCAACCGUUAGCACCAUUGAAAUGUGGACACAAGCCAGCAACGUUCGAAUCAACAAGUCGCAAUCAGUUCGUGCUUCAUCAGCACAGUUAAGAAGUUCAGCUGAGGCCCUGAUAAACAGUAUCAACAGUGCAGUUUGGUCGUAUUGGAACGAUUCGAACAAUGCCUUGAACAAACGCGCUUCGGAUAUGUGCGAAGCGAAGAAUUCCAUUCAACUUCACCUGCACAAAACACAACAAGAAAUAUUCGAUAUUGAACGUAAUAUCGAUUUGAUACGAAGGGCCAUCCAAGAGAAAUCCAAUCCACUGAAAGUGGCUCAAACACGAUUGGAAGCUCGCGGUCAUCGAGCAGGCAUCGAACAGUGCAAAGAUUUUGCCUACGUUCAAUUAAUUCAAGAAGUGGGUGAAAUUCAAGAUUCCGUCACCGUAUUACAUCGAAAACUACAAGAAGCUGAAUCGCAACACCAACAACUGCUCAAAGUUAAAUCCAACUUAGAGGCUGAUUUAAAGAGAAAAGUUAAUGCGCUAUUUAUUGAUCGUGAAAAAUGCAUGGGCAUUCGACGAUGUUUUCCCGUUGAAAGUUUAAUGAAAUAUUAAAUGACUUUGCAAACUCUUCUGAACAUUUACUAUGAACUCUUCUGAACAUUUACUAUGAUGUUGUUAUGCACCAAAUGUUAUGUACAACAGUGAAUGAAAGCAAAUACAAUAGAGAAAAUAAACCUAACAUCAGAAACAGACCGAAAAACACGAUAAAAUCAAAUUUGAAAUGUCUUCGUGUUGUCUUUGAAUUUCCCAUUAAAUUUUCAUACAAAUUAUGAUAGGACUAUCAUUAUCAAACGUAGUGUGAUUGCACUUAA
Sitodiplosis mosellana (orange wheat blossom midge) is the source of this 1944-nucleotide messenger RNA. Its product is annotated as tektin-3-like. The record is from RefSeq and is a predicted model, not a curated record. Bases 65 to 1684 code for a protein of 539 amino acids. The transcript is spliced from 7 exons. Gene Ontology annotation, cellular component: microtubule cytoskeleton; nucleus. Gene Ontology annotation, biological process: cilium movement involved in cell motility; cilium assembly. NCBI's taxonomy places the organism in Eukaryota, Metazoa, Arthropoda, Insecta, Diptera, Cecidomyiidae.